Periophthalmus magnuspinnatus is the source of this 2604-nucleotide messenger RNA. It is a transcript of the gene tspan5a, whose product is annotated as tetraspanin 5a. Gene Ontology annotation, biological process: protein maturation; regulation of vascular endothelial growth factor signaling pathway; protein localization to plasma membrane. Lineage: Eukaryota; Metazoa; Chordata; Actinopteri; Gobiiformes; Gobiidae. The coding region runs from base 296 to 1111 and encodes 271 amino acids. The record is from RefSeq and is a predicted model, not a curated record. The transcript is spliced from 10 exons. Gene Ontology annotation, cellular component: membrane.
CAACAACCAAUCGCAGACGAGCUUCGGGGGCAGCAGAUACCUCUUCUUCAGUGGGCGCAAUUUCUUCGCAAUAUUGAGUAAUUAUACAUUUUUCUUGAGCGGACGUCGGCUCUCCUCGUCCAUAGGGCUUGGUGUAUGUGUUUUAACGGCGGUCCACCCGCUGUGGGGUCGAGGCGGCACAGGAUCGGGAGUGAAAUGCAUCCCCGGGACGUUGAACCUGUUCCAUCCACCGCACAAAGCCUGUGAAGCAGGCCGUGUUUUCCUCCUUGGUCCAGCGCGCUGACGAUGAGCAAACAUGUCGGGGAACCACUACAAGGGCCACGAAGUCAGCUGCUGCAUCAAGUACUUUAUUUUUGGAUUCAACAUCCUUUUCUGGCUCCUGGGCAUGGCCUUGGUUGGAAUUGGACUGUGGGCAUGGAGUGAGAAGGGUGUUCUGUCCAACAUCUCCUCCAUCACUGACCUGGGAGGCCUGGACCCAGUCUGGCUCUUCAUGGUAGUGGGAGGGGUCAUGUUCAUUUUGGGCUUUGCUGGUUGCAUCGGUGCACUGCGGGAGAAUACUUUCUUACUCAAGUUUUUUUCCGUGUUCCUGGGAAUCAUCUUCUUCUUGGAGUUGACCACGGGAGUUCUAGCCUUCGUCUUUAAGGAUUGGAUUAAAGAUCAGCUCAAUCUCUUUAUCAACAACAACAUCCGCGCCUAUCGAGAUGACAUAGACCUACAGAACCUCAUCGACUUCACUCAGGAAUAUUGGGAGUGCUGUGGAGCUUUUGGAGCCGAUGACUGGAACCUGAACAUUUACUUUAACUGCACCGAUGGAAACCCCAGCAGAGAGAAGUGUGGAGUUCCCUUCUCCUGUUGCACCAAGGACCCUGCUGAGGAUGUAAUAAACACCCAGUGCGGAUAUGACAUUCGAGCUAAGCCAGAACCGGAGCAGAAGGACUACAUAAACGUGAAAGGAUGCGUACCUCAAUUUGAGAAGUGGCUGCAGGACAACCUCACACUGGUGGCUGGGAUCUUCAUUGGAGUAGCACUACUGCAGAUUUUUGGUAUCUGUUUGGCCCAAAACCUUGUGAGUGACAUUGAAGCGGUGCGGGCGAGCUGCUUUUUUACCUAAGAAAGCAGCAUCCAGAUCCUGACAGCAAUGGAUCAAAGAGGACUUCACAGAGCCAGCACCUUCUUACAAGCACUAAAGGUCACACUAACACUUUUGUAUAUAACAUUGUGUGGCUUAUGUAUAAAGGUAAUUGUCCCAAAUCAGUGCACUACAUUCAGAUUGUCACAAUAUUGCUCUGUUUUGAUAGCUAUGUGUAAAAAUUAGCAGUUUUUUGAUAAUUUUUUUGAUAUUAAAUCAGUAUUUUUCACUGCAACACUAAGCCUUGUCACACAGGCUAUAAACUAGUUGUAUACAAGAAAUGUGUUUGCAAUGUUAAGUGCUUGCAUUGUUCCACACAUUUGCAGAAAUUAAGGGAAAACUAUGUCACAUUUGCAUCAUGGUGUAAAUUGAAUGAAGUGCAAGGGACUAAAUUAUUACAAAAUCAAAAUAACGUUUUGUAUAUGUGAAUGUGAAUGAACAUUUAAGCCUAGACAGUGCUAAAGUCAACUGCAAUGCUAGUAGCACCCAGUUCCAUUGCAUUACAUUUCACAUAGAUGCAACCUAAAAUGCUAAAGGAGACCACUGAACACAUUGGUUGUAAAAUUCUUUGAAAAAAAAAAAGGACCAUGGCUUUCAAUUCAAUUCAUUUUAUUUUUGUAACGCCCAAAAUCACAACAACAGUUGUCUCGAAGGGCGUUCAUGUUUUGGUUGAUGGGGGAAACCGGAGUACCCGGAGGAAACCCAUCCAGACACGGGGAGAAACAUGCAAAACUCCACACAGAAAGGCCUGGGCGACCCGGGGAUCGAACCAAACCUUCUUGCUGUGAGGCAUGAGUGUUACCACCACCGUGCUGCCUACGCACAAAAACAAACAGGAAAAUCAAUCUUAUAGCUUGUGGCUAUAAAGUUCAUUCAAAGUGUUUUCAAUCUUAAGAGUUUUGCCAAGGAUGCUAAGCAAGUUAAAUCAAAAAAUUAAAUUCAAGAUAAAUUAUGAACAGAUGUUUUUUUAUAUAUUUUGAAAUAGUCAUCUUCUUGCCUGACGAGCCACACUAAUAUUUUUGCAAACAGUAUUCAUUUGUGGAUUUUCAAUUUGACCACAUUGAAAAAAUUGAAUUAAUUAAAUAAAAACAUUAGCACUUAAUGGAAUUAUACAUCUGUGUCUUCAAAUAUUUGUGUUUACAACUGAAGUAAAUAUAAUUAGUAAGAAAAUAAGUGUUAAAAAUCUCUAAGCAAGUCCCUGUUUACAAAAUGCAUUCUACAGUGUGUGCGUAUGGCUUUUGAUACUAUUGUUGAUACACUGGAUUGGGUUUUAUACAGUAACUUUAUGUACUACUGAUUUGAAGGCUACUAUCUCAUGCCACUGUGAAGACCUGCACUCAUCACUCAUUAUUGUACCAUUUCUAUCGAUUGUAUUCCACAAGCAUUGUCAUGUUCUACCUCCUCGUCUCUUCUCAUCCAGAUGCAUUUGGAUAUCAAGUCAUAUUAAUUAAUAAAGGUAACAAAAGUGUGACAAA